This is a messenger RNA of Anolis sagrei ordinatus, 913 nucleotides long. RefSeq names its product midkine (gene MDK). NCBI's taxonomy places the organism in Eukaryota, Metazoa, Chordata, Lepidosauria, Squamata, Anolidae. The record is from RefSeq and is a predicted model, not a curated record. Gene Ontology annotation, molecular function: growth factor activity.
UCCUCCGCGCCGCGCCAGGUUGGGUCCCCAUGUGACCAGCUUAAACUCGUUCUGAAGACACAAAGGGAAGGAGGAGAGAGAGCAAAGAGAGAGAGAGAGAGGGAGGGAGAUCGAGAGAUUGAGAGCCGGAGCCGGGUUAGCGGGGCAGGCGGUGGAGCGGAGCCCGCGGGGAAGGAGCAGCCAGGAGCAGCCGGGAGACUCGUCCAGGCGUCCAUCCAGAAUGCAGGUCCGUGGGCUAUUUCUCCUUUUGGUUCUGGUUCUUCUGGUUGCAUUUUCCGAGGCUGGCAAGAAUAAAAAAGACAAGGUGAAGAAAAAUGGCUCAGAUUGUGAGGAAUGGCGCUGGGGCCCCUGUGUCCCCAACAGCAAAGACUGUGGCGUUGGCUUCCGUGAGGGGACUUGUAAUGAAGAGACCAAGAAACUGAAGUGCAAGAUCCCCUGCAACUGGAAGAAGGAAUUUGGAGCGGAUUGCAAGUACAAGUUUGAAAGCUGGGGUGGCUGCGAUUCUGCAACUGGUCUAAAGGCCCGUUCAGGCACUCUGAAGAAGGCUCUGUACAAUGCUGAGUGUCAGGAAACUAUUCAAGUGACUAAGCCUUGCUCUCCUAAGACCAAGUCAAAAUCCAAAGCCAGAAAAGGAAAGGGGAAGGACUAGAAGGAUGGAUACAGCCCCGCCAUCUUCAGGGCAUGGUGCUUGAACCCACUUGGACACACACCACUUGGAGCUGCAGCGUGGCGCCUCCCAGCUCGGCAAUGUUCUGCCAAAUCCCACUAUUCUUCUGCCUCCACAACUUUGCCCUUAACUGAGAUACCAUUUCUAAUCACUAGUUUUGUAGAGAAGCAACCCCACCCUCUUUUGAUGAAGGUGCUAUUGGCCUUCCCUUUGCCUUCUCCACUCUCUCUGAAUCUGCCACCCCCC